AUAGCGCGGAUCGGAGUUGUCGAUUCCCGGAGCAGAAUCGACUCGAUAGCCGCAAAAGUAGCUCCGCUUUUCUUUCAUCUCGUACAAAAACGAUUUUUCACGCGAUUCUGCUUUUAUUUCUCUUUAUAUCUAUCGCUACAGUGCCGACGUUUUUAUUCCUCUUUCAAGCGCGUUGUCGAUAUUCGAUAUAUUGAUUUUCAAUUUGGGUCCCGACAAAAUAUCGCCAACGACCGAUCUCCCGAGGAAAAAACUUACUCGAAAGGACCAGAGAAGGAAGGAAGGAAGGAAGGAAGCAACAUUCUUAUAAAACGACUCUAACGUCAUGCCCUUUUUCAAGAAACUUCGUAUUUUUUCCAGACACAAGAAGCUCUGCGAGGAAUGGGCUCUGGCGAAUAGUCGGGAAUGCGUGGAGGGUGUCGUCGGUGGCCUCGCUGGUAAAGGCCUCGGUCACGAGGAUCACGAUGAACUAGGUGCCCAUGCCACAUCCGAGGUGACUUUCGCCCUCAAGUAUCUCGGCAGUACCCUCGUCGAGACACCCUCCAACGAAGAGGCAACGGCCGAAGCUAUUAAAACCGUCAUCACCAUGGCCAAAGCAUGUGGAAAAAAGUUACAAAGGGUCUCGCUCGCUGUGAGUCUGCGAGGGAUACGGAUGACGGAUUUGUCGACCGAGGAAGAUCAUCUCCAAGUCUCGAUAUACAGAAUAUCUUAUUGCUCGGCCGACGCGACUCACGAUCACGUGUUCGCCUUCAUAGCGACUAAUAUGAACGAGACGAUGGAGUGCCAUGCUUUUCUCUGCCCGAAGAGAAAAAUGGCCCAAACGGUGACUCUUACCGUUGCAAGAGCUUUCAACACGGCUUACGAAGCCUGGCAACUGUCGCAGGCUGAUCCGAGGAUUCAUCAUCCCCCUCAGGACAAGAGCCCAUCUUUCAAUCGGACGCGAAGAGAGAUGAGAGGAGAAAAAUCGAGUGAAUUGUCGGAGAUUCGGGAUGGAAAGAAUCACGAGGGAGUUGGAGAAACGAGGAAGCCCCGCGACGAGGAACUUGAAAAGAAUUUGCUGAUCGAUCUGUCGAACGAGAGCGAAAAAGUGGCCAACUCUUGGGUUUGUUUCGAGGAAGAGAACGGAAAUUUAUUGACGGGAAAAAAGAUAACGAAGAAAUCCGUGGGAAACAGCAUACCGAUGACGGCGAUGAGACAAACGAGUUUGAAUUCGACCCCGAGUCAUCACGUGGUGCCAAGACCAACGCCCGGUUUCAAGGUGCAAAAUGCUUGGGGAGAAUCCCACUCGGUCAAUCUCAUGUGUUCGUAGCAGAGUUUGUAGCCGAAGGCCGAUAAUUUUCGCGACGUGCCUCUGAUAACAGGAUUGUGGAAACACCUGUCGGUCAACGAUCGAGCGAAAAAACCAUCCCCCCGUUGAGAUAAAACGGGUAUGCAAGCAGGACGAAAAGAUGCAAGUUAUUUCUUGUUAACGGAAAAAAAAAACAAAAAAACAAAAGAAUCAUCGAUUUUGUUGCGAAAUGGAGCUCGAGUACUUGCGUUUCGAACUCGUUGCUAUUUUUCAUUUUUCAUCAAUCUCCACGAGAUUCCGCGGUGAAACAAAGUGAUGAACGAGGCAACGAUAGAGUUUUCGAUACUUUUGCUCCGUCAACUGCGGAGCUGACAAACGAAUUUAAAGGAAGUGCGAUCAUAUAAUGGGAAUAGCCAUAAAAUAAUACAUAUCGAUGGUAAUUAUGGAAGAGACGCGUAAUGUUCGCGGUGACAUUGCUCGAUUGAAAUCGCAAAUCCAAUGAAAAUAAACGGAAUCGUUCAUUGGAUUUACAUCAACGCAUUAAUCUACACUACGCGAUAAAACAAUACGUACCGAAAAAUUAUAGAUUAUCAUAAAAUAAAUCACGUUGGUAGCCACGUAAAUAUAUUUUUAAGUGUGAAAAUGUUAGAACGUGAAAAGUACCAGGCUGUGUUUAAUAUUUGUUUUCGUCGCAUGCGUAGCCGCAUCGUCGAUAAACUUUUAUGUGAUAAUUGUCUCGAAAGUUUGGUUUCCUGUACGAUAAUCCUUCGAUUGAGUGUAAAAUAACUCGGUCUCGUGUGUGCGUAGCGAAUAUAACAGGCUUUGUGUGAAGCCACGGCUGCUAACUGCGCACCAACUUGACACACCGCCGCCGCGCCUCCAAUUCGUCUUUUUCCGCCGCACUUGUCACAUAAUCACACGUUAUAAAUUUCAAACGAGUUAUACACAUUUCUUCGGUGAUCGACUUUCUUGGCUCGGCUGUUAUUUUUACAAGUAUUUUUCACAGAAAACCCACGAUAAAUAUUUCACAGCAUUUUUCACGUGCGCACGUCCAAAUUGUGAGAAUUUCUUUCUCCCAUAUAUCAUAUCAAAAUGAGCGCUAAUCACAAAUAAAUCGAUUGAUAAAUAUAGAUCAAAAUAUCGUUGAGGCAAUGAGGAGAAAUUCGAUCAUCGUUCGAACGAGGCGAAUCUCGUAUAUCUUUGAAAUUCGAAUUCUCAAAUAGAUUUUUCUAUUAACAAUAUAAAUAGCGAUAUCACCGUUGUUCAGUCGUCUAAUGAAAUCGAUAUCACUCUUCUUGGGUCUCAAUUAUAGAAAUAAUAUCGAUAAUCAUCAUUAAGAAUUAAUCAAUAAAAUAAUUAUAAACAUGA
This is a messenger RNA of Venturia canescens, 2653 nucleotides long. RefSeq names its product low density lipoprotein receptor adapter protein 1-like. The record is from RefSeq and is a predicted model, not a curated record. Lineage: Eukaryota; Metazoa; Arthropoda; Insecta; Hymenoptera; Ichneumonidae. The transcript is spliced from 6 exons. The coding region runs from base 323 to 1306 and encodes 327 amino acids.